AUAAUUUAUUUACUAAUUAACCAAUAUAUCUAUGGUGGACACAUUGAUGUGAUUUCAGCAGCGGUUUCUGCGUGCGCAAAGUCGCUGGUUUUGAUCCUCCAAAAUUCCAUAUAAUCAAUUUGCUCUUUCAAUCAAAUAUAAUCGAAAUUAGGGUUUUCAAAGUCUUCUCCUUUUCUUGCGUUUUAUCCAUCUCUAAUUCCCAUAUAUUCCGACAAUCUCCCAAUCAAUCAUCUAGGUUAACCAUAAGGUACAAUAUACCCUAAAUUAGAUGCUAAUUCAUAAGUUCAUUACAUUUUUCUGGGAUUUGAUAUCAACAAACAGCACUUCUUGAUUUUAUCUUAUAGAAUUUAAUCUUAUAGAAUAGAAGCUAAUGGAGUUGUAGCUUCUGGGAAUUUUGAUUUGGGGCUGUUGGCAUAAAAAAAUUGUUCCUUCAGAUAGAGGGAUUAUGUUGCACAUGGCUCCAAAUCUGAAGCUAAGGUUGGUUGUUUCCUUGCUGUUUUUACUGCUGAGCUUUCUUGCAUUCGGAAAUUCGAAUGCAGAAUCGGAAAAUGAAGUUUUGCAUAAAGUAAGAACUGCUCCACAUAAGGAUGUAGGAUCCAUUGUAAUUGAUGGUACUGGUGUAGAGAAUUCCUUCAAGGUUGAGAAUGGAAAUAAUGUGGUUGGUAAUAGUAAUAGGAAGGGUGGAAGCAAUAGAGUUUCGGUUUCAACGGUUGCGUUGUUUACGUUGGCAAUGGCAGCUGCUACUGGUUUAGGUGCAGUGCCUUUCUUCUUUGUAGAGCUUGAUCCACAAUGGGCUGGUUUAUGUAACGGAAUGGCUGCAGGUGUUAUGUUGGCUGCAAGUUUUGAUCUAAUACAGGAAGGGCAGGAUUAUGGUUCUGGAAGCUGGGUUGUCACUGGAAUUCUAGCUGGUGGAAUCUUUAUUUGGUUAUGUAAAAAGUUUCUUGAGCAGUAUGGGGAAGUAAGCAUGUUGGACUUAAAAGGUGCUGAUGCAACCAAAGUUGUUCUUGUUAUUGGAAUAAUGACACUUCAUUCUUUUGGAGAGGGAUCUGGGGUUGGGGUCUCCUUUGCUGGCUCAAAGGGUUUUACUCAAGGCUUGUUGGUAACCUUGGCUAUUGCGGUGCACAACAUACCAGAGGGAUUAGCUGUGAGCAUGGUCCUGGCAUCAAGAGGUGUUUCUCCACAGAAUGCUAUGUUAUGGAGUGUAAUUACAUCUUUACCUCAGCCAAUUGUAGCUGUUCCUUCUUUCAUUUGUGCGGAUGCAUUCAGCAAGUUUCUUCCUUUCUGUACGGGAUUUGCUGCUGGGUGCAUGAUUUGGAUGGUUGUUGCUGAAGUGCUUCCUGAUGCAUUCAAGGAAGCCUCCUCUUCGCAGGUUGCAUCAGCAGCAACCCUUUCUGUAGCAUUUAUGGAAGCUCUCAGCACCUUCUUUCAGAAUUUCAGCCAUGAUUACAACUCUGAGGAUGCUUCCGGCUUCUUUGUUUCGUUACUUUUUGGCCUUGGCCCAUCACUGGGUGGUGUUUUCCUGGUUGCAUUUGCUCUUGCUUUUCAACUUAAGCAUGCUCUUCUCAUGGGUACUGCUUGUGGUAUUGCCUUUGUCCUUGGUGCAUGGCGACCCGUGCAACUUAUUUUGUCUUCAAAAUUGGGACUUGUUCCCGUCAUAUCACUCCUUGCUAUAGGGGCUGUUUUCGUCCAUAUUUCUUCCUCCGCUGUAUUGAAGCUUGCAGCUAACAAAAAAACCUCAGCACAUAACUUACCUACAAUCACUGGCUUCCCCAUCAGUGUUCACACCCUUCAAUCAUUCAUAUCAUGUGGUGCAGUUGCUUUUCAUGCUGUGGCGGAAGGACUUGCAUUGGGAGUGGCUGCACCAAAGGCUUAUGGACUUGGUCGUCAUAUGGUCCUUCCGGUCUCGUUACACGGGCUUCCUCGAGGUGCAGCUGUGGCUAGCUGCAUAUUUGGAGCCACUGAUAGCUGGCAUGGUUCUCUUGCAGCAGCUGCCAUAAUUGGAUUUAUGGGUCCGAUAUCAGCAAUCGGAGCUAUUCUCAGUGGUAUUGAUUAUAGUGGUCUUGAUCACAUAAUGGUUCUUGCCUGUGGUGGAUUAAUUCCUAGCUUCGGAAGUGUAGUUAAGAGAUCGAUUAGUUUGGAUAAACGGAAGAGCACCUGUGGCCUUAUCGUAGGUAUCACGUUUGCUACUUUAUGUCUAACAUUUACUAGAUUGGUUUGCUUGCAUACACCAUACUGUAAUUCUGCGCCGGAGGCUGUUAGAUAAGACAAUUAUGCUGCUGCAUUUCCUGCAUGCUCUAUGAUUAAUGUUCUUGCAGCAUACACUUCUUUAGUUCAAUCUUCCAAGGUAUGGUUGCACAAAUUUGAAGAGAUUCUCAAUGAAGAAACUAGAAACAGCAAAGUCGAGUGGAAGUUCCACAAGAAGAAGGUAGAAUUUGCUGAGUGACCAUGUUUUCGUUCAGAACUUGUCCAUGUGUAAUAUGUCAAUGUUUACUUGUAUAUAGAGUUUUACACAUGAUCUAAAUUUGCUUAACAGUGUAAAACUAUUGAGAAGUGGAACAUUUAUUAUUUCCUUUUUUCCUUUUCUUGGUCUCAUUUGGUUAUUUACAAACAGAACCAAUAUUUGACGGUUGAAGACCAAUUUUUAAGCCGGUAUCUUGUGAAUUAUUAUAUAUGAAUUAUCUGGUUUCCUUUU
This is a messenger RNA of Cicer arietinum (chickpea), 2692 nucleotides long. RefSeq names its product putative zinc transporter At3g08650. Gene Ontology annotation, cellular component: membrane. Gene Ontology annotation, biological process: zinc ion transmembrane transport. Gene Ontology annotation, molecular function: zinc ion transmembrane transporter activity. NCBI's taxonomy places the organism in Eukaryota, Viridiplantae, Streptophyta, Magnoliopsida, Fabales, Fabaceae. The record is from RefSeq and is a predicted model, not a curated record.